UGUCCAGUAGGAUGGACCCUUUUCGAUAGAAGUUGCUACAGCUUUAGUAUGAAUCCUGCAAGCUGGACUUCCGCUCAGACUUCGUGCAUAAAUGGAGGUGGAAAUCUUGCGGAAAUUACCAGCGCUGUAGAGAACUCAUUCCUGGUCCACCUAAGAGACAACUAUUCAGAUAAAAAUGCUUGGAUUGGUUUGAGAAAGGCUAAUAAUAAAGGCACUUACACCUGGGUUUCAUCUGGAAAUGAUCCUAUAUUCACAUUCUGGGCAAGUGGCCAACCUAACCUUGCUGCUUCUCUGGAAGGCUGUGUUGAAAUAUGGUGGGCCGGAAAGUGGAACGAUUUGCAAUGCGAAACUAAACGACCCUAUUUUUGUGAACGUUCGGUAAUUGGUGCGUAUAGAUUGCCAAUUAACAGAACUGGAAAAUCUGAAGAGGAAACGAUCAGCCAAAGACCUGUUAAGAAAGACAUUACUGUCAUUUUUUUGUUAUUUUAA
Molecule: messenger RNA, 489 nt
Organism: Mercenaria mercenaria
Lineage: Eukaryota; Metazoa; Mollusca; Bivalvia; Venerida; Veneridae
Product: galactose-specific lectin nattectin-like
Exons: 4
Coding region: 49-489 (146 amino acids)
Molecular function (GO): signaling receptor activity
Source: RefSeq, a predicted model, not a curated record